Messenger RNA from Conger conger (European conger), 2841 nucleotides. It is a transcript of the gene tmem240a, whose product is annotated as transmembrane protein 240a. The record is from RefSeq and is a predicted model, not a curated record. The coding region runs from base 1206 to 1664 and encodes 152 amino acids. NCBI's taxonomy places the organism in Eukaryota, Metazoa, Chordata, Actinopteri, Anguilliformes, Congridae. The transcript has 4 exons.
CAGAAGCACGCAUAGCUACACAGGCAUACAUACACGCACACACAUAGGGGAAAAUAUGCUCUUUACCAGGGAUGUCGGCGAUUGUAAGAAGACUGGACACGUCUGUCUGCCUCUGGGUACUAACGACAGAGCCGCUGCUGUCUGAUUUUAGCUGGAUUGGGUAAAGGGACGAGCGCCAGUUCCGUCAUCGAUCCGCCUCGGCAUUGAUGUUGUCUUCGCCACAAGACCCGAGAAGAAAAACGACAGCCCCUCAACCUGGCUGCCCGACCUAUAUAAAAAGAGUCAGGGACGGGAAAUUGUUAAUUAGCAUAAUAGCCAAACAAUCAGAAUUUCUAACAACCAUUUAAUUAAUUAAUUAAAUAAUUAAUGUGCCAAAUAUUUAUUAAUUAAUAAAGCGGGGGUAUCUCCGUUUCCAACGACUUGGAGCAAGGGGCACACCGGGACAUAACCGUCGCUCCCUGCGGUUCGCUGUCCUUCGACCUUGCCAGGAUUUUAUGGGGUUUUUUUUACAGAGCGCUUUGGUGUAAAUAUUAAUUGUUGCACCGUUGAAUCUGAAAAGGCCACCUUCUGUUGCAUGGUUGCGCCGUAUCCGCUGGCCGCAGCACUGAACCCAACACAACACUACUUGGUUCGCUGGGUCCAAUCGCCGCAUCGCCGGGCGGGGAAGAGCCGCAGGAUCCGUUGACUCGACGCGGGGAGAGAGGAGGAGAAGGAACCGCGAGUUUGGAAGUUUUGAUGCAUAUGAUCACAACGACCAUGAUCUUUAUGAUUAUUGGGGCUUCUGUUGUUAUGGUAAGAGGAUUUUUCUACACUCAUACCGCUCACCGUUUUAGAGCAUCUUUCAGUGAAGCAAUUAGUGUAGGCUAAUUUUCUUAACCUAGCCUAUACUAAAAUAAGAAAAUGAGUAAGUGGACAUUUUUGGCACAGAAAAAAACUACAAGAGGAUAACGAUUUCAAGAAUACGUACCGACUUGUAGAAGUGUUCAUACAAACAAUUCUAUUUAUCAUGCAUAAAAAACGAAGGACAUUUCUCCCGGAACCACUUUUUUCGUUUUUAUUCUUUGGUGGAUUAUAAUAUUUAUUUCAAUAUGAUGUGUCUCCAGUAAACCGCUUUGCCAGGUCGUGUAGCGGUUCCUGUUGUCGGAACACUCUGCCUGUUUGUCCCAGUUGACUCGAAUGGUUCUUUGCAGGCGAUAGCGUGUUUAAUGGACAUGAACGCGCUACUGGAUCGCUUUCACAACUAUAUCUUACCGCAUUUACGAGGGGAGGACCGCGUCUGUCAUUGCAACUGUGGAAGGCACCAUGUCCACUAUGUGAUCCCGUAUGACGGGGACCAGUCUCUGAUGGACUCCUCGGAGAACUACUUUGUGAGUGACAGCGUGACCAAGCAGGAGAUGGAUCUGAUGCUCGGCCUGAUGCUGGGCUUCUGUAUCAGCUGGCUCCUCCUGUGGCUGGAGGGGGUACUGCAGUGCGCCCUGAGGACCUGGAAGGCCAGCCCCCGCCAGUAUGACGGCCCCUCUUGGUCAUGGCUUCCCCGGUUCUGCAACCUGCGGGAUCUGCGCAGGCGUCUGCAGCUGCGACAGCUGCAGGACACGGGCGGGAACAUGGUGCACAUCAAGCAGAAGCUCUACCAUAACGGGCACCCCAGCCCGCGCCACCUCUGACUCCCACCCCAACACCUCUGACUCUUACCCCAACACCUCUGACUCUCACCCCAACACCUCUGACUCUUACCCCAGCCCGCGCCAUCUCUGACUCUCACUCCAACCCCCAACACCUCUGACUCUUAACCCGACACCUCUGACUCUCACCCCACCCCCCACCACCUCUGACUCCCACCCAGCCCCCAACACCUCUGACUCUCACCCCAACCUCCACCACCUCUGACUCUCACCCCAAAACCCAGGCCUGCUCCACCUCCUGCUGCUCCCUCCGAAAAGCCUCAGCAACAACCGCCCCGCCCUUACCCCACCCCAGCCCCCACCCCCCUCUACGUUUGGCUACAGUCACCACCAAAACACAGCUCAUGACCUGUCCAAUCCAUCCCCAGCAAGAGAAAAAUAUUUUUUUAAUAACUAAAGGCCCGCCAAAAGCACCCACUGUACUUGGAGAAGAUCUACUUAAGAGGGUGUUGUCUGGACAGAGAAAUUGUUUUUGAAAUGUUGUCAUACUCAUAAUGGAUGGGUGUCUCAGUGCUGGCAGGAUGGGGGUUUGGGUGCUAUUGAGGCGUAAGUGGGGAGGAUUAUUUUAUGUGCGUAAUGUGUUCAGGGCGGGUGGGUUUCAGGGUUUUGCGAUUCAGCAGUUGCAGACUGCCACUUAUGUAAAUAGUUAUAAAUACAGGUUCAUGGGAAGUAACAGUAGGGAGACAUUGGAGAAACUGGAGAAAGGGGCUUACUGAGGAGGCAAAGAUCAGAACAGACAGAAAAUAUUCAAACAUUUUCAUUUUAAUGAAACGAAAUGGAUCCGAGAAGUGAAAAUAGACGUGAUUGCAGUACAGAUUAAUUAGCUUUGUUUCUUAGUGACUUUGAUGAUGAAUGUAGUAAUUUUAUCUGUAAAUACUUGAGGGGGGAGGGGGUUAGAAGCACGAUGGCACUGAAGGUCCUCUGUGCUAUUCUGAGGGUCCGUAGAGGAAACGGUCACAGUGCAGAGGACGGAGGUGGAAGGACAUUUGGCCUGUCUUGCCUCCAGUGUCCAGGACCUGAAAUAACCUGCUCAGCAGGUGCACACAAGCCUGCCAGAAGAGAGGAAUUUGACCCCCCUUCCCCCUCCUCAUCCAGACAUUGCUGUUGUGAAGAUGAAAUGUCUGUUUUAAAUAAAAGUGCUACUGAAGCACCACAGUGA